Messenger RNA from Dendronephthya gigantea, 2180 nucleotides. RefSeq lists its product as uncharacterized. Lineage: Eukaryota; Metazoa; Cnidaria; Anthozoa; Malacalcyonacea; Nephtheidae. Bases 96 to 2042 code for a protein of 648 amino acids. The record is from RefSeq and is a predicted model, not a curated record. The transcript is spliced from 15 exons.
CACCGCACUCCACAGCCAUCAUACAUGCAUGCUGUGGAGUUGAAGAUCGAAUAUUUUUCAAAGAAGGAUAAAACUUUAUUCUCUUAGACGUUUUAAUGAUGUUUUGCCACUUUGCAGUUAUGGUUAUUUGUGGACUGUCUUUUUACGCCGAAGCGAAAAUUGAGUUGAUCAAAGGUGAAGAUCCAGGAUCAUGUGACCAAAAUAAGCACGGGAAAGAAGUGUUGAUACACGAUCGAAGCGAUAAUGAUAAGAUACUGACAUGCGUGAAAGAAAACAAGGUUUAUUUGUGGAAAUCUAUCGAUGGCUCAAGUACACUUGGUGAAUUCAUUAAUCCCGCGUAUGAUUGUACAGAUGCACUCAACGCUGACCCUCAAGCCAAAGAUGGAUUUUAUUGGAUUAACUUCAAAAAUUCUAAUGCGAACAAGUUAUUUAACUAUGUCCAGUCCAAGGUUUGGUGUGACAUGACAACAGAUGGAGGGGGCUUUGCUUUGAUUGGACGAAAAACGACACCAAUUCUCUGGACAUUACCUUCCAAUGGCAGUCCAGUUCAUCCCUAUGGACCUCCUCAUUGGUCCAGCUCGCUUGGUGACGCACCAAUCCUGGACUUUCGAGUACAGAUCGGUUUAGGCAAAAGUUUGAAGUCAACUAAAGCACACUGGUCAUACAGAUUGAAGUCUAAAAGACCUUUGAAACAACUUUUGCAGCAAUCUAAAGAUUGUGGUUUUUCAUCAGCUGGAAUUGCAGACAUCGCUUAUGUAAAAGAUUUACAAACCAAUAAAAUUGUUACCCAUAAAUUAUCUUGCUCGAAAUUUGGUUACGCUUACUCUCCAUCGACUGGCUUCGGUUGGGUAAGCAUGAAUAAAUGCCUAGAGAGACCUUGUCCUCAGGGCUACGCCGUGGAUAAGGGGUCGCAACACGAUUAUGCUGGAGCAUUUAGUUACAGUGUGGAGCAAAGCAUUUCAGGCUUAGAGAGAGGAGCGACCGCUUUCAUUGGAUGUGAUGGAAAGAAGUGUUGCGGUUGUUUUGGUCCCAAGGGUGGAAGAAAAGAUUAUUGUUCGCAGAGUUGCGACAAAGAUAUAAAUGGCGAUAGAGUGCAUGAGAAUAACGUUAAUACGUGGUAUUGGGUGAGGUCCAGUGUCCCGAAAGCGGUGUGGAAAAAAUGUAUGGACUACAAGGUCAAGCGGAGAGAUGGAAAAACAAUUUGGUACAAGAUAGUUGGAAGCAGUGCUGUUCCAGUGGAGGGUCGAUGCAACAAAGAUGAGGUGAACCUUCUAGAUGGGAUUGCAGUCAUACCAAAAGGGAAAAACAUUCCUCCCUUGCGCAGAAUGGUGGCUUUUCGUGAAGGAAGCGAUGAAAUUUACGUACGAUCAAAUGGAAACUGGAGUGCACUGGCCCAGAAGGAUAAGAUACAAAAAGAUCUACCUGCAAUGAUGAACUCAACUCUAAAAAAGUUUAAGGAUGGAAUUGAAAUCAAUGGUAGUAAGAUUUUAGAGAAAGUGGAUUUACAAGUAAGACCGAAAUUAAAGAACCUCAAGACACGACUAGAUGCCCAGAACACGAGGCUGUCUGAAGAACUUAAAAAGCUGGAAAAUGAGGUAAAAGGAAUAAAGAAGGCCUUGGGUAAAACCACAAAAUCAACCACUCCAUCUCCGUUAAAUUCUGAAUGCGCUUCUUUGUCACUACAAAAUCCGAAUGGCUAUAAGUGGCUGACUAAUAGGAAUCGUAACUAUCGAUACAUCACUAUCACACCAUACUGCGAUGACCACUUGUCUCAAGGUUGGUACAGAUUCGGAGGGGAAGCUGGUACCCAGAUUGCAACAACAUGUGUGCCAAAGCGCAGAUGUGGAACUCACGCCCCAGGCUGGAUGACUCAAAAACAUCCGACGGUUUCUGAAGGCAAAGUUACUCGUACAGUGGCUUUUCACUGGGACGGAAAUUGUCGGAAAUGGUCUCAAAAUAUCCAAGUGAUCAAUUGUGGGGUAUAUUAUGUGUAUUACCUUGGUCCGAGUGUUGCAUGUAAAUUAAGAUAUUGUGGUUCGUAAGUUGGGCCUUUUCAAAAUUUUUGUACAAUUAACUUUCACGGCUUAUGAACAAUUUUAACCGUUAUAAUAGUUAUGUUUUUCGUAUAAUUAUGUCAUAACCUAUAUUUAACUAAAAUUACAGUAAAAACAACCAGCUGA